GUGAAUUUUCAAGCCAUAAGUCAUGGUUUUAAACAGCUUAUCAAGAAGAAACAAGAUUUUUGUUUAUCUUACACACUUCUUCACAACUUUGGGUGCGCGCAUGUGGUGGUUUGGUAUUGGUCUUUUCAUUAUAGAAGUGACUCCAGAUUCAUUGCAAUUGACUGCAAUUUACGGGUUCAGUAAUGGUGGUGCGUUACUCCUAUUGUCGACUGUAGUAGGAGAUAUUAUUGACAGAACAGCAAGACUUAAGGCUGCACGCAUAGCCCUAUUUCUAAAUAAUUUUGGGAUUGCAUUAUGUUGUGUGAUUGUUGUCUUUGUCUUUACUUUUCGUCCUGAACUUGAGACAAAGCUUCCAGAACAAGGACUUCUUAAGUUAUGUUUCACACUGAUAGUUAUUCUUACGAUAUUUUCAAAUCUAUGCAACCUUGGAAGGACCUUGGUCAUGGAAAGAGAUUGGAUUGUAGAAAUUUGCAAUAGAAAGACAGAUAGCAUCGCUACAAUGAGUGCCACAUUCCGUUUCAUCGACUUAUUAACAAAAGCAUUCGCACCAUUAUUGACAGGCCAGCUAAUGACAUAUGUAUCUAGUAUGUACGGUGCUGUUUUUAUUGGUUCUUGGAACAUCUGUGCUUUCUUCAUUGAGUAUUGGCUUCUUGGAAUGGUUUAUAGAACGAAUCCGACUCUGCACUCCAAAGAUUCAACUAAAUAUGAACUUGAUGUCAUACAGAAAGAGGAAUUGAUGAAACCAUCUGAAGUUCAUCUGGAAAAAGAAGCAUCUUCUCAAGAAAAACAACUAAAUGAGAGUGCUGUCGAAAGUGUUCCAAGGACAGAUCAAAACCAGUACGAAAGCAGUCAGAAAUCAGUGAAGUCACGUGACGUAGAUAAACCAGAUUCGUCUUUCGUUGGGAAAUUGUUUUUCAGUUUUAUUGCAUUAUAUAGAGGAUGGCGCCAUUAUAUUAAGUAUAAAGUAGCAGUUGCAGGUCUUGCCUUAGCGUUCCUUUACUUCACAGUACUCGGUUUUGAUAAUAUUACUAUUGGAUACGCCUAUAGUCAAGGUAUGACCGAGUCUAUUUUAGGCAUUAUCGUUGCAAUAUCAGCCUGUUUUGGUAUUAUUGCAUCUGUUGCCUAUCCAUUUUUACGCAAACAUGUUGGGCUGGUGAACACUGGUUUGAUUGGCCUAACUUGUCAAAUAUCAUGUUUAGCGCUAUGUGUUGUCUCACUAUGGCUACCGGGUGGAACAUUCGGACCAGCGUCUGACGUUCAGAUGUCCCAUGUUAAUGUUUCUUGUACAACUCAACAGUAUAUCAACACUACCUUGUCAGCCAAUGAAACAUCCUGUUUUGACAGUAUCGCCGAUAAAGGCUUUGCAGGAAUGUCAACGUCUCUAAUUGUUCUUUUUGCUGGAAUUUUGGGUGCAAGAUUUGGUGUCUGGACUGCGGAUUUAGUUAUAACACAACUAUUUUUAGAAAGUGUAGAAGAAACAGAGAGAGGUUUGGUGAAUGGUUUUCAGUCAUCACUCAACAAAUUGAUGGACAUGCUCAAAUUUGUAAUGGUGAUGUUUAUAUCCGACCCAUCUAUGUUUGGGUAUCCAGCUUUAGUGUCAUAUUGCUUUAUUUGCUCAGCCUGGUUGUUAUAUGCUGUUUAUAAAAAAAGAACAACGGGAAACAUAUUUUGUAAAGGAUGCCUCUAAAUCUGACUGAAAAACAUUAUAAAUGUGCAAUAUAUACCUAAAGUUCUUAACAUGAGGAUCUCAGGCAUAAAGUUUUGUUUAUUUUAAA
Messenger RNA from Mytilus californianus (California mussel), 1775 nucleotides. Its product is annotated as solute carrier family 40 member 1-like. Gene Ontology annotation, biological process: iron ion transmembrane transport. The transcript is spliced from 7 exons. Gene Ontology annotation, molecular function: iron ion transmembrane transporter activity. Lineage: Eukaryota; Metazoa; Mollusca; Bivalvia; Mytilida; Mytilidae. The coding region runs from base 23 to 1687 and encodes 554 amino acids. Gene Ontology annotation, cellular component: membrane. The record is from RefSeq and is a predicted model, not a curated record.